CUGUUACCCUUUUCUCAGAACUAGCACGAGUAGUCUGUCUAUUCACAGGCAGGGCGGGGCCACUGACACUUGAGAAACCGAGCAGCCCCGCCCGUACGGAUCGCCGAGACCGACUGCCUGACUCUCUAGGCAUUCACUCCUAGUCAAAUGACGCACAAGCAGUCCGUCUGUCUGUCUGUCUGUCGUAUGCACACCCUCCCCACCCUGAAACCCCUUCUGUGUGACUGUACAGGAUUAAGCAGGGGCCGCUGGGAGACAGCGGGGCAGGGAGGAGGUAAGCUACGGCUACCAAAGGGAGGAGGAUGGCUGCCUCUCAAUGGCUGGGUAGCUGUACACUCGAGAGGCAGCAGAUCCCUCCAGACCGACCGGCCGGCCGUGUCUUGUCUCUGUGUGGCUGGCGAAAAAUGCGGGAACAGAGACAAACACACACGCUCUGGUACGUUGUGUUGUUACCUAAGCACUAGGCAGCCAUACACCCAUCACACACACACACACACACACACCCCACCGCAGGCACCAACAUUACUCAACUAGGCAAAAAGCCUCUCGUCCGUCUGUCUAUCUGUCUCUUUUGCUAACACCCUCACUGCCCCCCGCUCCCCUGCCCCUCUGCCGAUGAGCUGGCCGACGGCUCCGAGGGAUGCAUGACAGCAGCAGGGUGGCCGGGCGGCAUCUCCUCUCGGCCUACUGGUGGUGUUGGCGCCGGUGGUCGGGCUGGUCGGUGGCACUGACCCCCGCCGGCCUUUUUCGCCGCCCCGUCCUCAUCCUCCGACAGCACAAUCACGUCACUGCUGCGCACCACAGGCCGUUGCAGCUGUCGACGGCGGCUGCGAGACCGGGGUGCCGAUGAUGUGGGGGCGGGUGGCCGCUCGUCGUGGUCCUCCUCGUGCUGCGAGUCAGAAUAGUCGAAGCAGCCGUCGUUGCCGUCGUGGGACGGGUGGAAGGGCUCCAUCGCCACUUGGGGGACCAGGUCGCCAGUGGCCCUCUCACUUGUAAGCGUGAAGGGCGGGCGCACUCGCGCGGACAACUGAGUGUGGUCGAAGCGGUGGCUGCUCGGAGCUUCUUCCGGGGCGUGGUCAUCGUCCAUAUCGAGUGACCCACCCGUUGCCCGUCCAUCGCCCUUGUCGGGGCCUCCGUGGCGGCCAGCGUCAUUGACGAGCGGAGGGGCGGAGAGAGAGAGGGGGUGCAGAGGAAGGGGCGGCUCGUGUUGGUCGUCCUCGGCCUCCUCGUGGUGCGGUGGUGGCGUCUCCGUCUUGUCUGCGUGUGCAUCUGCCGGCUGCCCCUCUCCCCUGGCGGCAUCGUCGGUGCCGCCAUCGCCCUCAUGCUCGCCCAGCUGCUGCCGCUCGAUGGCCACCUCGUCGUCGAGGCCAUGUCGGGUGUCGGAUCCGUCAUCGGCAGCCUGGCGGCUGUUUGUGUCCUCAUUCUCGUUCUCAUCCUCAUCCUCACCCUCAUGGUCAUCGUCAUUUGCCGACUCAACCUCGCCCUCGUCCAUGCCACCCGCUGCAGCAGUGUCCUGAUGCUCGGAGGCCCCCAUCUGCGGCCGUCUCGGUCGCCGUGAGCGUGACCAGCUGCUGCGGCGUCGCCUGCCCCGGCCAAUGCCCCUGCCCCUGCCCCUCCCAGAUGUGCCGGCGGCUGUUGCCGGGCGGUGUGCAGGGGGAGGAUUCUCGAUGAGCGGCGAGCCAUCUGGCUGCCGCUUCUUGGUGAUGAAGCGGCCGUCAGGGCCGCGGAUGCGACCCUUCUUGUCCUGCUGCUUGUCAGGCUUGGCCUUGCCGCUGCUGUCUCGGCUGUUUGGACCCUCCUUGUUGGCUGGCGACGACGCCACUGUCAUCUCGGAGGCCUGAUCAGUGUGCGAGUGGGAGUGGGGGUGGCAGUUGGCCUUCUUGUGCUUCUUGCUCGAGUUGCUGUCGGCCACGGCGAGGUUGGUCUCCUCGAGCUUGCGGCGAGACCGGGUCAUCCUCACUGCAUCUGACGCCCAUUCGUCGGCAGCAACAGGGAGGGAGGGCUCCUCGGUGGACUCGGCUGCAGCUGCUGCUGCGUUGGCCUCCUCUCCCUCUCCCUCCCCUCCCUCUCCCCCAUCGGCCAUCAUUCGGCUGAAGAUCUCCUUGGACGUGCGGGCGACGCUCCUGCCGCCCUCGCCGAGCUGGGUGCCGGCACCGAACCCCUCUAUGGCGCUCUCUAUCACUCCCAGAAACGAGGGUGACACAUCUCGGUCCCGGCCGCCAUGGGCACGAUUGCCACUACAACCACCCUCACCAUACUGUGGGUAGUGGCCCUGGAUAGGUGGGACCACCUCGGCGGCCGAUGCCGCCCGCCGCCUUCUGCCCCCUUUGCCGCCCCGGCCCCUCCCCCUGGCUGACCGGCCCCUGCCCGCCGACGCACCGGACUUGGGGCGUUUGGAGGGCGGCCGGCUGGCUUUCCUCAAGGGCUGCGUGUCGAUGGCAUCGUCAGGGUGGGGGCUCUCUGCCGCCUCCAGUGCCUGGGAGUUGUUGUGCCGCCGUGUGCGUGAGGAUGCGAGGGUGGGGACGCUGGCUGGCGACAUGUCCACAUCGGCGUCGUGGGACAGCGGCGGGAUGGCCUCGGACUCCUCCUCCUCCUCACCACCACCACCCGGCUCCUUGUGCUCGUGCCGGGCCUUCCAUCGGUCGGCCCGCUGCUCGCACUUCUCAAAAUACUGCAUGGCCGCGGCGCGGGCCACCUGGCGGCCCCCCCAAUCGUGGCUGCGGAAGUGGCGCGUCGCCAUGCGGAACUCCGGCGGGUCGUGGCACACCAGCCGCUUGCCCGUGGCCUGCCGCUUGGUCGGCCGCGUCACGCAGUACGCCUCGCUCACACAGUCCCAUGAUAUCGUCACCUCGGGCGACAGCUGACGGUCCAUUGCCGCUGCUGCUGCCGAUGAGUUGCUCCUUUUGCGCCUGGCGCGGAGGCCCAGCUGUCUGAGCACCGCUGGUGGGUGUGAGCAGAGAGUCGGGACUCGCCAGGGAGAGCCGCCACCUCUUCGUGGGUCGGCACACGGGGCCGGGGGCGGUGCCGAGUCGUGUGUGCUGGUGGGGUUAAUUCGGGAGGGGAGGGCGUAGGUCCAGCUGUGCUUGUAGUGGACCGACUGAGGGCAGAGAAGGCGGAGAAAUGACGAGCCAUGUGUGCAUGUGUCUGUGUGGGAGAGCAUGGGCUGCUCUGCUCACCGUGAGGUUGAGUCGCUUCUCUUGCCCUCCAUUAAGGUAUCUUACUUUGAUCUGCACGCACACAGCAACCACACAGACGCUUCGAUGGUGUCUUGUCAUGUGUCUGUAAGGUGUCUGUGUGUGCAGACCUCUGUGGGUUUGUGCUGCCUGGCAGCGUAUCUCCAGACCUCCAGCACUACCGCAUCGUCAUAGCCCUUGUUAGAAUCCGACCACACGCACACCACCGAACCUGGACCACGCACACACAUUGUCGCCAUCCAUCCAUCCAUCCAUCUAUCUCUUGUCGUCAUGUACCUGGCUGCAGCGUGUUAGCGGCGGUGGCGGUGGUGGUGCUUUGCUCGAAGCCCUCUGGGCGAAGGCGGAACAUCCCACUAGAGGGGGAGAGGCAGGCGCGCUCACACGCAUCUGCAAUAACAACCACCACACCACACACUACAGCGGCUUCAUGGCUGAUUCUCAUCCCUCCCUCUCUCUCUGCGAGCCUUGGUUGCUGACCUUCGUCGUCGCCGAUGAAUCGUUCUGUCGAGCAGAUGACCUCCUUGGAGCCGACGGGAGAGCCCUUGCGCGACUUGCUGCCACCCGACGUGGCCGGGGUGUCCACACAGAUCUGACAACCACAACAUCACACACACACGGAAAGGACGGACGUCUUCAUCUGGGUGUGGGUGUUGUUGGGGAUCUCACUCUGACGGCGUCGGUGGCUGCAGCAGCAAUGGUGCCGUCGCGCCACUUGACCUGGCCGCCACAAAAACCGCUGAUCGAAACACAUACAGAUGAUGAUCGUGAGAAUGUCCGUUGUUUGUAUGUGCCCCUCUUCGCGGCUCACCAUGCGACCUGCACGAGCUGUCCGGGCACAAGUAGAGCCCUGCUGGCACCCGCCCUCCUCUCCCAGCCACACCCCUCCCUCCCCCCACCAGCAGCCGCCGACCGGUCCGGCGGGUCUCGCUGCUGCUCUGCCGUACUACCGCCACUGGCAUGCUGCUGCUGCUGCCUUUGGUCGUCUCGCUGUUGGGUGUGGGUGUGUUCGUGUCUGAUGAGCUUGAUGGGCCUGUACUGCUGCUGCAUGGCGAUGUCCAUGAAGGGCAGAGGGAGGGGGGGAGGGGGCAUCGACAUGGACGAAGGAGAGGCUACCACUGCGCCAGACUGCUGAUGACGGCAAGAAGACCCCUGCACACAACAGAACCAACCACCCACCCACAGACACACGCAUGAGCGAGUCAAGCGGUGUUGCCCUUUGGUGUGUAGUCGCCCACUUUGUGUGCCGGCGUGUCGUCGCCGGGCAGAGGGAUCACGUCGCCAUGGCUGAACGACACUGAAGGAGAGCGGUGGCCGCCAGCCAGAGAGUCGGGCGUCCACCCGCCAGAACUCGCCGCAGCCAUGAUAGACGCAGCGAACGGCUCGAUGGUCAUCUGAAAGAGACACACGCCAGCAACCAACCAAUCAACGCACCCGAGUCGCACCUCGCCAGCUGACCUCUGUGCCGUGGUGUCCUGCUAUGGGCAGCAUGGGUCCUGCCGCCAAUGGCAUCAUCUUCUUGACUACUGCCGCUGCCGCUGUGCCGUCGGUGGUCAUCCCGGGGGGGAAUGCAUAUGCAUGCUGCUCAGCGACGGACGUCGGCAACAACCUCACGCCGCCUCACGCGCGACAUGCAAGUUUCGUCGCGGUCAUGACAGGC
Molecule: messenger RNA, 4851 nt
Organism: Vitrella brassicaformis
Lineage: Eukaryota; Vitrellaceae
Source: the annotation of a GenBank genome assembly